GGAGACAGAGGCACUGCAGAACAAGACUGAAGAACAUUUUCUCUCCUUGGCCGAUCUCAACACUCUCUUGACAAUGUCUGACUGCGACUUGAUUCUGGCCAACUGGGGGAAAGUGGAGGGCAACCUUACUGGAUUGGGAGGAGAAGUUCUGACCCGUCUGUUCACAGAGCACCCCGAGACCCAGAAACUCUUCCCCAAGUUCGUAGGGAUCGCACAUGGUGACCUGGCUGGAAACGCAGCCGUUGCGGACCAUGGCAAAACUGUACUGUCAAAACUGGGCGAGAUCCUCAAGGCGAAAGGCUCCAGUGACUCCAUCAAGCCACUGGCUACGACCCACGCCAACAAACACAAGAUCGGCCUCAACAACUUUAAACUGAUCACUGAGGUCAUCAUCCAACUGUUCGGAGAGAAGGGCAUUUGGGAUGCUGCUGCCCAGGAUGCUUUCAGAAAGGUGAUGGGUUCCGUCGUCAACGAGAUCGGCUGCGUCUACAAGCAGCUCGGCUUCCCCGGCUAGAUGACAUUUGUCCCUUCGAGUCCCUGAUAUUGCCGGGACCAAGUAAACGAGUGUUUAUUUAGCCAAUGGGAGUAGAGUGUAAUCAAGACACUUAUGAUUAUUACUAUUUCUGCAAGUAAUGGUUUAACUGCAUAGUAGUAAGCAGUAGCUGUGGAGUGCAGGGCAAAACAAACAUCCACCUCAAAAAGAGUGAGACAACAAACAACAACAACAAAAAAAAACAAGGUUAAUGAAAUUAGAGUCCAAAAGUCUGAGCCUUUGAUUGGAUUAAACGUAUGGUUUGUUAGUAAGAGACGUUAGGGGUGAAUAAGUUGCAUCAGGUCCCCAGAAAGUAUGUAACUAGGAUGUUUGGAAUGAUUUGCAAAAAACGGAUUUGUCUCAGUUUUACAAUAACGUUUUUGUUUUUUUGUUUUUCUCUUGCUUGAUAAUAAGGAUUAACAUUUAAUAAGCUUAAUUAAAGCAGUUCUUCCUAAUCGACUUGUACUUUUGGACUGACUGCAUUUCACAGCCUUAUAAGAACACCACCAUCACCAGUUUUUUGUUUCUAAAAACACAUUUUUUUUAAAUCUUGUGUUUAAUCUCUGAUAAAGGUUUUGGGCCAAGCAAACUUAAAUAUAAAAGAUGUAAAAAAAAUAAAAUAAAAUUGGUUGAGGAGAAAUAAAAAAGGAAGAUGAGUAAACACACAUAAAAAAACAAAGAUAAAUUUGUCUCCCGGGCCUGACUCCUCAGAUAAGAACGACCAAUGAACAUCAAAGUCUCUUCGUCUAUAUGAGAAGAACUGGACGAGAAGAAAUCGGACAUGAGUUGCAUGUGCACAUGUGCCAUGCUUUUAAAAGUGCAGUCUUGCUGGUCUACAUCUCUCUUAUUUUAUUUCCUUCUUUUCACUUUCAUUAACAUGCUUUAAUGUGUGAUUAUUUACUGAUCAUUAAUAAAAUUCUCUCUGCUCACGAA
Messenger RNA from Clarias gariepinus (North African catfish), 1465 nucleotides. Its product is annotated as myoglobin-like. Gene Ontology annotation, molecular function: oxygen binding; heme binding. Gene Ontology annotation, cellular component: extracellular exosome. Bases 74 to 514 code for a protein of 146 amino acids. The record is from RefSeq and is a predicted model, not a curated record. The transcript is spliced from 4 exons. NCBI's taxonomy places the organism in Eukaryota, Metazoa, Chordata, Actinopteri, Siluriformes, Clariidae. Gene Ontology annotation, biological process: oxygen transport.